GAGUCCAUGAACAGCCACCAGGCAAGAGUAGCCGGUUCAAAUUUGCAACUCCUCCAAUCUUCUAUGCUCCUCCUUCCGCCUGACUGCCCUCAUAAUAAAGCGCGAGGACCCGAUCAACGAAAUCACUGACCAAAGCAUCGGUCUGGAUUAUCCUCGAGCCGGGCACCGGAGUACAUACAGUGUCGCAACCACCCAAGCACCUCCUACAGCAAACCACAUUUGAGAACCAGGUGUUGUACUUGACAAUACCCCGAAAGACAGGAAGAAGCAAACCAAACACAAACAGUAUGGCAACCGACACUACCAGCACCACGCCAACCCUACCGAAACUCGCCCUCUUUGGUACCACCGCCCUCUCGUCCCCUGUCCCAUCUACCACCACCGGCGGCGGCAGCGGUCAACAACAUCAACAGCACCAGUACCUCGCCUGCAAUCCGGUCAUCGACCUGACCGCUGCUGUGGGUGAUGGGGGCGCGGCACUGCAUGUCUGGCGGUGCGGCGACCAGAGCGUGUCCAAGUAUGUGGAACGUGGAAGGAGAGUGGAGGCUGUGCGGUGGAAGGGGGACGGGCAGUACCUCGCUGCGGGAUGGAGUGACGGCGUGGUGAGGCUGAUGGGGUUGGAGAGCACCAAGGCGGUGCACCAUAUUCGGGUGUUUGAGGGGGAGGGUGGUGGUAGUAAUGGGGAUGUGCAGAGGAUAGAGUUCAUUGCUUGGGAGCGGAAUAGUACUGGGGAGGGGAGGAGGAGGAGGAGGGAAAAGGUGAAGAAGAGGGAGAGGCUUGGGUCGGGGAGGAAGAUUUUGUUGGACGGGGAGAGGACCAGCGAUGUGGCGGUCGAUCUGCCGCAUGAGUUGAUGUUCCUGGAGGUGGAGACGGCGCUGCCCAAGCUGAGCCCGUUGCCUGUCUCGGGCGGGUCGGGGGAUGACAUGUUCCUGUUUUCGUCGACGGCAUCGCUCGAGGCUGUAUUUCGCCCUUGCAGGGCCGAGGACACAGACGACGUGCAUGUCAUGGUUGUUGGCAUGGCGGACGGCGGGAUCCACCUCAGCAUCUACGACUCUUUUGUCAUCGGCACGGUGAGGCACUCACCCCGAGGGAAUGGGGUCUUUCAGCUGUGCGGGCACGGCUCACACCCGGAGAGCCCCAACCACAUGUUGCUUCUUCGGCCGCAGAAGGGAGGUGGCACGGUGCUGUAUCUGGUGCCUAUGCGCCUCAGCUUUCUCGAGUAUCCGCCUAUCAACCUGUCGCUUUUGGCGUCUAAGACCACGGCGCUGCAGAAUCUGCUGCGCUAUCUGAAGCAGACACAGUCACACAUGGUUAGCGAGUGGAAGUCGACCAGGGAGCUGCCAGGCAGGUUCAUGGCCGGGGUAAAGGACGAUCUGAAGAAACUGCCGAAUGGGAACAUGACGAUAGUACAGGCUCUGUACCACACCGUGGUAACGGGUCACGUCUAUCCGCCCGUGAAAGAGUGGCUGGUGGACACCGUUGGUGAUCGAGGACACAAACGUUGGGAGAAGGCUGUGGUGUCUGGCCUGACCAGUCUCCGGGGGUUGGUGCACGAGAACUUCAUCCCAGCUCUAGAGAGAUGCGGUGUCAUCCUCAGCCGCCUACUCGGGAUUGCUCGCUUCCAUGGCUCCGACGAGAGCACUGGAUUUGAUGAAGCCCAGAUCAACAAGCUCAUGGACAUCGUUUCGUGUCUGAUGAUGGUGGCCCAUAAAGUGCUCACGGCGGUCAUGGACGAGCUGGAGCACUUCAAUGCCUUUUCGAUCUGGCUGCGCCUCGAGAUUGACAAGCAAGGGUCGUCGACGGUCAGCGAGGAGCUCUUGGAGAAAGAAGCGACAAUGGACCACCCUAGAGUGUUGCUGUACAUCCAGUACUACUUGGAUGGGAGCCCUCUGGCACUCUUUUUCGAUGAGGUCGACAAGGAGGAUUACAUCAAGGACCAAGAGCUAGUCGAGCCCGGCAUAUCUCUUCUGGAUCUGCUUGACAAACAAUUGCAGGAACAGGCCGCCUGCCGGCCGUUUAUGAAGGUCCCGCCACGGGUAGACUUCUUGCUCAACUUUUUGUCGUCGAGGGCCAAUUGCGUCUUGAAAGGCAUCGCCGACGCACAGAAGGAGGGUGUCCAGUUCGGUAGGGCGACCGAAGUGUCCAUCGGGAGUAAGAUUUGGAGGCAUGACGUCCAUAUGAGUCGGCCUACCAAGAAGGAUGGCUCAUCCGGUGUAUUCGUGGCGAUAGUGCCUGAAGACGACAAGCACAAGGUAUACAUCCUCCGGUCUCAUGCCCCGGCCGAAACUGAGGCCACUGGUCCGGCGUCGACGGCCUGUGGAAUUGGGCUGCCGCAGGGCCUGACUAUCGUGGACUUCAAUUUUCUCGACGACAAGUACCUCCUGGUGCUAUGCACUCAAAAAGAGGAACCAAAGUCAAUUGUUGUCCGGAUCGCGUAUCAGUCGGCCCGUAUUCGCUACGAGGAGUAUACAGUGGGACAACGGCCCUCAACGUUCCAGCUCGACGGUACAGGCAGUGAGGGAAUCAGCUCAUGUUUCGCGUUCACCUCCAUGUCUGGCUUCACUCCUAUCCGGAUGGAGGUUCAGAGGGCGAGCAAGCUCCGUGGCGAGAUAGCAGCACGCGUCUGUCUUCUUGGGCGCGAUAGGGCCAUGUACAAGAUAUAUGAGCUCCCAGAAGAGAAUCAAUGAUUACAACUGCGUAUUGAUAUUUCGGGGUGGAGGGGAAUGAAGGGCUCGACGGCGGAGAGAUUACGGCGCUUGACUUACCUAAAACGUAUGCUAUGGAGGAAAGGGACAUGUGAGGCCUGUGCGGCAAUGACCGGUAUUGGGUUUAUAGACAUUGUGAAAGCCUCUCACUACCAACAUUAUUCCGACACCGCCAGGUCAGAGAA
Molecule: messenger RNA, 2890 nt
Organism: Parathielavia appendiculata
Lineage: Eukaryota; Fungi; Ascomycota; Sordariomycetes; Sordariales; Chaetomiaceae
Exons: 7
Coding region: 288-2687 (799 amino acids)
Biological process (GO): anaphase-promoting complex-dependent catabolic process; protein K11-linked ubiquitination
Cellular component (GO): anaphase-promoting complex; nuclear periphery
Molecular function (GO): protein binding
Source: RefSeq, a predicted model, not a curated record